CAUUUUAAAAUCUUCAACCAAGAUGUCGGGCUCUGGCGUAGGUGUUGCGCUGGGAAACGCGCGCCAUUCAAUUCGAGAUAAUAAUGCUUAUGAUAAUUGUGGUUCUGACGAUCGAAUGGAUAUGGAAUUAGACUCUAGUCAUUCUGUGUCUGACCGGGGAGAUUUGGACUCUGGAAAUCGUGCCACCUCUUCAAACGGCAGCGGAGGAGAGGACGACGACGCUGAGGCCGUUGAUGGGGAAAGGGAAGCCGGGGGCUCGAGUACACCACGCUCCCGUGAUGGAUCAGUGUUGAGCGGCGGAAGGGAGCAAGAGGUUCGGGUAGAGAUUGGGGAGACAUACCUUUGUCAGCGCGCGGACAAAACAUGGCAUUCUGCGGAGGUCAUCCAGUCGAGGCUAAAUGAACAGGAGGGGAGAGAGGAGUUCUACGUUCACUAUGUGGGAUUUAACCGGAGACUUGACGAGUGGGUGGGCAAGUGUCGCCUGGCGCUGACAAAGACGGUGAAAGAUGCGGUGCGGAAGAGUGUGGAGGAGUGUGGAGAUCUGGGGGAUCAGCCCGAGAGGAAGAUCACACGUAACCAGAAACGCAAACAUGACGAGAUCAACCAUGUUCAGAAGACGUAUGCAGAGAUGGACCCCACCACGGCAGCGCUGGAGAAGGAACACGAGGCGAUCACCAAAGUAAAGUAUGUGGACAAGAUCCAGAUAGGAAACUUCGAGAUCGAUGCCUGGUACUUCUCGCCGUUUCCUGAGGACUAUGGGAAGCAGCCCAAACUGUGGAUCUGCGAGUACUGUCUGAAGUACAUGAAGUACGAGAAGACAUUUCGCUACCACCUGACAACGUGCCAGUGGCGCCAACCCCCAGGAAAGGAAAUCUAUCGCAGGAACAACAUCUCUGUGUACGAGGUGGAUGGGCGAGACCAUAAGAUCUACUGCCAGAAUUUGUGUCUACUAGCCAAACUCUUCUUGGACCAUAAAACGUUAUAUUUCGAUGUGGAGCCAUUCAUCUUCUACAUUCUGACAGAAGUCAACAGACACGGGGCACACAUAGUGGGAUACUUCUCCAAGGAGAAAGAGUCGCCAGAUGGUAAUAAUGUAGCGUGCAUCCUGACACUCCCUCCAUACCAGCGCAGGGGAUACGGCAAAUUCCUAAUAGCAUUCAGUUAUGAGUUGUCGAAGCUGGAGAACACGGUGGGUUCGCCAGAGAAGCCGUUGUCAGAUCUGGGAAAGCUGAGCUACCGCAGCUACUGGUCGUGGGUCCUGCUGGAGAUCCUACGGGACUUCAGGGGGACGCUCUCCAUCAAAGACCUGAGUCAGAUGACGAGCAUCACGCAGAGUGACAUCAUCAGCACACUACAGUCCCUGAACAUGGUGAAGUACUGGAAGGGCCAGCACGUCAUCUGUGUCACCCCCAAACUGGUGGAGGAGCACCUAAAAAGUGCUCAGUACAAGAAACCCCCUAUCACAGUGGACACAGUGUGUCUGAAAUGGGCCCCACCAAAACACAAGCAAGUGAAAUUCUCCAAGAAAUGAGACGAGACUGAUCCAGCAGGCCCCUGGCUGUCUCCUUGUUCUUGCCAUGCAUCAGAGGUCUCCCUCCUGUGGUCCACUGUUCAUAUUCUUAGUGAUAAGAGAAUAUAUUGUUGCACAUUGCGAUCUCUUUGGUAUAUUUUGUUUGUUUGUUUUGCGUUUUUUUAAGUAAAUGGUUCUAUUGUA
Messenger RNA from Engraulis encrasicolus (European anchovy), 1714 nucleotides. RefSeq names its product K(lysine) acetyltransferase 8 (gene kat8). Gene Ontology annotation, molecular function: transcription coregulator activity; histone H4K16 acetyltransferase activity. Gene Ontology annotation, cellular component: MSL complex; chromatin. Bases 23 to 1531 code for a protein of 502 amino acids. NCBI's taxonomy places the organism in Eukaryota, Metazoa, Chordata, Actinopteri, Clupeiformes, Engraulidae. The transcript is spliced from 11 exons. Gene Ontology annotation, biological process: negative regulation of DNA-templated transcription; positive regulation of transcription by RNA polymerase II. The record is from RefSeq and is a predicted model, not a curated record.